This is a messenger RNA of Eublepharis macularius, 2297 nucleotides long. Its product is annotated as zinc finger and SCAN domain-containing protein 29-like. NCBI's taxonomy places the organism in Eukaryota, Metazoa, Chordata, Lepidosauria, Squamata, Eublepharidae. The record is from RefSeq and is a predicted model, not a curated record. The coding region runs from base 724 to 1815 and encodes 363 amino acids. The transcript has 4 exons.
GGAAGGAGUCAUGGAAUGCCAAUCCGCAGCAUGUCAGUGGUUUCCCCGAUUUUUCCUCCUGCGGACAUACUGCGAAGUUAACGUUCAUUCGCUGCAAAACGGUUCCUGGUCCGCAGUAUGCUAGUGUGAAAGCGUUUGUCCCUUUUUUGCUUCCCUAACCCCCGAUUGGACAGUCUGCCGGUCUAGCCACUCCCACCAGCCGCAGCUCUCAAAAAUUUUAUUCCGCCAUUUUUUUUUUCCGGUUCAGUGGGGGCAGUAACGUUUAAGCGUUUACUUCAUUCCAGUCCUGACCUAUUUUCCCUGAUGCUACGAUUGUGCUCUUUCCGAUUAGCAGCCUUCCAGCACAGCCACAAAUCCCAUUUUCUCGGGGGGUUUUUUUGCUGAGGGGCAUUGCUCGAGAACCGAAAAUCGGGUCAUUUGACCGAGGCGGACCAGUGAGAGCUCGAGCAAUGCUUGGCGGGAGAGUUGUUCAUGUCGUGAUAGUGCGCACAUGUUUUUUCCAACAAUCAAACUCCCGAUGGCCUCAAAAUCCCUUUUUUUUUCUUGCCCUUUAAACUGAACAUUUUAACGUUUAAACGUUCAUCACACAACAGAAACGUCAUCAGGAGAGGGGGUUGUGUGCUGCGAGACACGGAAAUUGGGUCAUGUGACCAGGCCUGACCAUUGAGAGCUCGAGCACUGCUGGGCGGGAGAAGUUCAUUCCUGGUCUACCUAACGGCUCAGAUGGCGAUGCAGAAAAUGGCUGGACGAGGAGUGUCGUGGAGGGAGAGGGAGACACUGGAUCUCAUCGACUUCUGGGGAGAGGAGAAGGUCCAGGAGUCGCUGUCAAUGUGCCACAGAAACAUAGACGUCUUCGAAAAGAUCGCGGAGCAGAUGGCGGCAAGAGGGCACAAGCGCACGGCUUUGGAAUGUCGGACGAAGACCAAAGCAAUGCGCCAAGAAUACAAACGAGUGGUGGCACACAACUCCAAAUCCGGAAAUGCACCCACAACGUGCCCAUAUUAUGCCCAGCUACAUCGUAUCUUCAGGGGCGAUGCCAGCAUCAGGCCACAACGGGUGGCCAGAAGCCUCUCCCUUCCGCGCGCCGACACACCGAGACCAGUUCAAUUUGAGGGGUCUGAGGAACUGUUUAGCCACCCGAUGGUGACCCUGAAUCUACAAUCUGUGGAUGUCACAGCAAACGAUCAAGGGGCUGCAUCUGACCAGGAACAAUUGAUGGAAGCAUGUGACGGGGGAGAGGUGGGAGAAGAAGAUUCGGACUUGACUCAGGUGGAUGAAAUCACGGAGGAGCAUGAGGACGGCAGUCGUCCAAAUGUGGUCGCUGAAAAUCAGCCCGUUGAAACCGCACCAAAAACCACGGCACAGAUGUCGCCUGCAUCUAGGCUGGAAAAAGCCAGAACCCGAAGCAGACGUGUGGCCUUGCUUAGCACCGUGGCAGAAAAGAUGUUGUCUCAGGCAGAGAGAGAGGAGAACAACAAUGCCAAGGAGAGAAAACAGACAUUGACGGAGAGUCGAGAGUGGCGCAUGCAGUUUCUGGAAGCGGAGCAGAGAAGGCAUGAAGACACAAUGAGGGAGGCACAAGAAGACAGAAAGGCUUUCAUUGAGGCGCAGCAGCAGAACUGUGAGGGCAUCAACAGAGCGGUCAGUGCCUUGAGCUCCCUAACCGAAAUAUUGCUGGGGGGAAACCGGGAGCUGAGACACCAAGCCGUGCCUGGACAAUCAUCUGGAAGGGGAAGUGUGCAUAGAUCUCCACAGGAGAACCCACCCAGAAAGAGGUGCCGUGUGAUUAAACCCAGCAAGAGAUUUGAUUUGUGAUAAACCUUUGAAAUUUGAAAUAUUACUCCUUUCUGGGAAAGUUGAACAGGGCAUGGGCCACGACCAAAUCCAUUUCCCAUUUACCUUUUUUCACUCUCCCCCACACCCGCUGAGAGUGUGGAAUUGCCAGGAUCAACCCAUCACAGCCACAGGGACACAAAAUUGGAGGAGAGAAGAGGAGGAGAGGCGGGGGGAAAGAACAACUCAAUAGCAUUGGGUCAUCAGAAAAGGGAGAUUGUUUGGUCCCAGUCACUUCAUGUGAAAGUUGACUUCGGCAACAAAUAAACAUUUCUGAUAGGCUUUACAGUUUGACUGUGGAUAGGUAUUUUUUGGUCUGAGAAAUUUCAAAUCAAGACUACCAUAUCUAUUGUGUGUGUUUUUUGAAAAGUUUUUACUGUUAACUGUUAUAACAUAACCAAACUAUUUAUUGUUUGUGCCGUUUAAAACUUUUUACUGUUAAUCAUUAAAACAUGAUCACUGUU